CCUUUGAAACGGACACUAGUGGAAACAAAUGCAAGAGGGAUCCAGUAAAGAAGAAAGAAAGAGCUGAACAUCCCAAAAAGACAGACAACAACAGAGCAGGAAAAUCUGAAGAAAGAUCUGUUCCUGAUGAAGCAGAUGAAAAUGGUUUUUUGUAUGUGGACAACACAACAAAGGGCCCAGGUGGUGCUGGAGUCUAUAAAGCUACUGUUAGGCCAAGAAGAUUUUUCAAAUCUAAAUUCUGUGGAUUUAGAAAUAUUUUUUCAAUGUUUAUUUCUAAAUCAAAUCGGCAGUCAAAGAAUAUUCCUGUAGAAAACCUUCAGAAGAAUCAUCAAAAAGAAGUUGAAGCCUUGUUCAGCAGACUUCAUGAUAGACAACAACAAAGGUUUUCAUCAGCAGAUUUUCUUACAAUAUAUCCUCCUUUGAAUCAGAUCACUGACACACCUGAAAAAGAUGCAGCUCAAGCUUUUCUUCAGAGGUUGACGGCAUUAGAUUACAGAGCCAGAUACAUUCCUGUUCAACCAGAUAGUUCUGAGUCUGACUCAGUUUCUGAGAGUGUUAGCACAGAUGAUGAUGAUGAUUUUUAUGCUAUUUUUAGCACUAAUGUAGAUUUUAGUCAGUUCAAACAGGAUCAUGUUCACCCCAUGGACAUCCAGAUGGUUGUAUUUCACUGCUCAGACAGCUUCCUGAAGCAGAGCAUGAUCACAAAGUUGUCACAGUGUCAGUACGCCUUACCUCUGCUUGUUCCUGAUCGUGCUGCAGCAGAUAUUGAGUCUCCUCUGUGGACGUUCAGACAAAUAAGAAAAACAUGGAAGAAAACUGAAAUCAGAGAUAAUUCAAAGAGUGUCACCAUCAAGAGUCUACCGAUCUGCAAAGCUGAAACUCCACUGGUGUCUUUCUUCCGUCUGGGUUCACUGUCUCAGUCUAAAUCUCAGCUCAUGAACACUUUGAUCAACGACCGUCACAACACCUUCUUCCACAGAAACUGUCCAGGAAGCACCAAAUCUCGUCAUUUGAUGGAUGGAGUUGUAGAGAUUGCCUGGUACUGUCCUGCUGGAAAAGACAAUGAUUCAUUCUCUGACUGCAUUGGCUUCUGUAAUCUUCAUGGUGAUUCUCUGUUGAUGGAAAAACAACGUGAAAUACUGACUGAAAUAUCUUCAGUCUUAGUUGUUCUUGUACCAGCUCUGGAAAAAGGUCAGGAAAGUUCUAAAGUCAUUUCCACUCUUAUCAGAUCUCCAAAUCCUCUGAUUGUUCUCACUGCUGAUAAUGACUGUGGUGCUGUUCAGAUAAAACCACAAAAAUACAAAGUGGGUCUGAAAGACAGAAGUCAGUCAGAUGUUUCUGAAGAACUCAGAGAAAUCAUUAGAAAGAUUUUGUCUGGAUCAAACAAAUCCUUCAAUCUUGAGUUGAUGUCCAACAUCUCUGGAGUCAGAGUGGAUGAAGACGACACAGUCUGUCAAAAUGGAAAAUCUGCUGCCAUGAACAUAGUGAAGCUGAUUCAGGACAUGGAUGUUUCCAGGAUCAAAGAUACUUUUCUUCCUUGUCAAGGUCAACUUUGGCAUGAGUGGUGCAGAACAAACAAAGAAAGAUUUCACCUCAGAGGAAACAUUGAGAAAGAAAAAAGUCAGAAAGAUCAACAACUGAUACAAAUCCGACAGAAACAAUGUGCUGCUUCCUGUAGUGAACUGAUGAAAUCAUUCACUGACAGCCUCAUGAGUUUGGAACAGAAAGACAAAGAAUACUUCCUGAAAUGGACUCAGAUCCUGAUAGAUGAACUCUCCUCAAAGGAUCUCUCUGCAAUUCUCCAAAACUAUGAUGAAAAGUGGUCAGAGGUUUUGACUUUAAAGAAGAAACAUGACAAAUCUGAUCAGUUAAAAGUCAAACAAACUGAGCUUGAACAAAUAUCACAGAAACUGCAGGCAGCAACCUUUGGUUUGGAGCACAUCUUCAGAGAAAUGUCACAGAUCUAUGAAGCCCAUCAAUCUCUAAAGAGACAAACACACUGCAGACACACUGAAUGGGUUAAAUACCCUGAGCUGGCUGCAGAUCUGAUGAUAUCUGGACAUCCCAUGGAGUUGAUGGAUGGUGAUGCAGGUCACGUGCCUUUAACUUGGAUCUCUGGUCUUUUACAGGAAGUCAUCAAGAAACUGGGUGACCAGAGAGUUUUUGUGUUGUCAGUUUUGGGCGUUCAAAGCAGUGGAAAGUCAACAAUGCUGAAUGCCAUGUUUGGACUGCAGUUUGCUGUGAGUGCAGGCAGGUGCACCAAGGGUGCAUACAUGCAGCUGCUCAAAUUAUCAGAGGAAAUCAAGACAGACUUCAAGUUUGACUAUGUUCUAGUGGUGGACACUGAAGGACUGAGAGCUCUUGAGCUGGAAGGUCACAACACUCUUCACCACGACAAUGAACUGGCAACAUUUGUUGUUGGUUUAGGAAACAUGACACUGAUCAACAUCUUUGGUGAGAAUCCAGCUGAGAUGCAAGACAUCCUGCAGAUUGUAGUUCAGGCUUUCAUGAGGAUGAAGAAAGUUCAGCUUUCUCCAAGUUGUGUGUUUGUUCACCAGAAUGUUACAGAUAUCACAGCUGCAGAGAAAAACAUGGACGGAAAGAGACGACUGCAAGAAAAACUGGACAAGAUGGCUCAACUAGCUGCUAAAGAGGAAGGAUGUGAAGCUGAAUGUUUCAGUGAUGUUAUUGCAUUUGAUGUUCAAAAAGAUGUGAAAUACUUUGCUCAGCUGUGGGAGGGAAGUCCACCAAUGGCUCCUCCAAAUCCAGGUUACAGUGAGAGUGUCCAAGAACUGAAGAGCUUCAUCCUGUCUAAAGCUUCAGAGUCUGAUGGAAUCAAACUCUCACAUUUCAGCAGCAAAAUUCAGGAUCUGUGGAACGCUCUGAUGAAUGAAAACGUUGUUUUCAACCUCAAGAACACUCAAGAAAUCUCAGUGUACAGAAAACUGGAGGUCCAGUAUGGAAACUGGACUUGGGCUCUGAGGAGUGAGAUGCUGACCAUUGAGAACAGACUUUAUCCACAAAUAGAAAAAAGACAAAUUGGCAAGAUCCUAAUCAGUGAUCUUUCUAAAGAAAUCAGUAAAACAUAUGAACAAAUAAAGACAGAAAUCAAAGACUACUUUGAGAAAAAUGAAGACAAAGAAAUGUUGGUUCAGUGGCGUGGACGAUUUCAAAUCAAAAUCACAGAUUUUCAUGAGGAACUUCUGACAGGAGUUAAAAGAAAACUGGAUGAAGUCAUUCAGCAGAAGAAAGCCUGUAAGAAGCUUGAUGAGAAGGAAACAGAUUUUGAGAACAAACUGCUGCAAAAAAGCAAAGAACUCGCUCACAUGUUAAGAGGCACCAUAAAAGAUGAGGAGGAACUCAAGAUGCAGUUUGACUCUGUUUGGAGUCACUGGGUUAAAGAAUUAACUUCAGAUACAAAACCCAUUGAGGACAUCAACCUGGAAGAAGAUCAGUUAACUGUUCUCAAUAAUCUUGGUUUUGAAUUGGCUUUAUGCUAUAAAUUAAAGAGCAGUAAAAAUUACAAAAUCUUGCCUGAAACUAGGAAUUACUUUGAUUAUGUUAACUUAAAGAAAUAUCAUACCAUUAAUGCUGCAUUGAAAUAUGUAGGAGUUGAACCUUUGUCACAUGAGGAUCAGGAACAGAUCAGAUCUUUCAUUAAAGAUGUCAAACAAAAAUCACUGGAGAUCAUUCAGAGCAAACCUGUAGCAACAAGAGGAUUCACACCAACUUACCUGCAUGAAGUGGCUAAAAAUGUUCAAGAAAAUGUGACAGAAUUUGAAUCAAAGAUGAAAUUUACCUUUAAGAAGAAGUUCACAGUUGAGCUUCUGUUGUUUGUCUUCCAUCAAACUGCUGGCUGGAUUUUACAGUCUCACAAAUUUUACAAAGACAACAAUGAUGCUCUGAUCUACCUAAACAGCAAGAAAAAUGAAUAUUUCAACAUUUUCAGGAGUUUCUGUAAAGGAAGCUCAUCUGCUGUGGUGUUUGGAGAAAUGAUCUGUCAGAAACUGAAGGUCUCUGCUGUUGAGGCUGUCUGUAACCAGACUGCUGUUGACCUUGCUGGAGAACUCAGGUGUAAUGUCCCAGCAUUCAAUGGGAACAGGCUGAACCUGGAGAAACAUGUGUUGAAGGAUCUGGCAGAGAAAGAAGACUUCAACAAGUUCAUGACCUACAUCAGAGAUCCAAGGGAGCAAGUAGAGGAAUUUAUAAGAAAAAAAGUGAAAAAAUACAUGUUCGAAGAAAACAAAAAUAAAGCUCCACAAAUCCUCCAGAAAAAUUCAGACGACAUCCAGAGAUUCAUCAGACAAACUUUAUUCGAAGCAACAGAGAAGAUUAAAACUGAAAAAGGAGACAUAAACAUGUGGGUGAAGGAGUUCUCCAUUUCACUGAGAUGUAAGCUGAAACUUACCAUGAAUACCAUUUCCUGUCAGAACUUCAGAGACAUAAACAAUCUGGACUUUUUAAGAGUUGAAAUAGAAAAAGGUCUUCAAAUCAUCUCUAAGGAGAUGAAGAGCUUGUCUCUGACUGAGGUGAUGAAUAACAGACAGAAACCUGAUGAAAUCCUCAUUGAUCAGCUGUGUAACUGCUGCUGGGAACGAUGUCCAUUCUGUGCAGCUGUUUGCAUCAACACCAUCAAAGACCACAGUCCAGACAAACACAGUGUUCCCUUUCAUCGACCCUCUGGAGUUAAUGGAUGGCACAAAAGAGCUUCAAUGGAGCUAAACAAUGAUUUCUGCACCACAUCCGUUGCAAGUGAUAAAAUUUUCUAUCCCAGUCCUGAAUCAGAGAAGAGCAUUCCAUAUAAACUGUAUCAAACUGCAGGAGGAAAAUAUGCGUCAUGGAGCAUUAUUGCAGAUGGAUCUAUGCUGCCAUACUGGAAAUGGUUUGUUUGUCGCUUUCAGAAGGAAAUAGAAGAUUAUUAUAAAGAGAAGUGUAAGGGCUGGGGAGAGAUUCUGCCUGAAUGGAGAAAGUACACUAAAGAAGAAGCUCUCAGAAGUCUGGAUGAGAUGUACAGUUUGUGAGAAAACUGCACACAUGCUGGAGCAUUGGAUAGGUUCAUUAGAAUAUUUUCAAGAAAGAAAUGUUCAUCUUAUACUUACAAUGAGCAUAAUGAGAUAAUACGGAUACACCCGAAGCAAUGAAACAGAACAACAGCUAUUUAUUCUCUUAGUAGUGUUUUAUUUAGGUAUACACCCAACACAAUUCAUGUCAAAUUCACAUGGAACACUUCUUCUUCACCGCGUGGCGACUUUACUGCUCGACAUCGGUCCAAAAAUGUGUUCAUAAGCUUGACACCUUAGCUGUGUGUGGGAGGAGCUACAAGCUAAUGAUUUUUACUUAUUGCUACAUGGAGAGGUGUCUGUUUGUUGCUCAUUGACAAUGCAGGGAAGACACAAGUGAUAUUGAGAGAUCGGAUUUAUUUAGUCUGAAAAGUUCUAUAAAAAAAAAAUGGUUAUCAAGUUUCCAUGUCUAGGUUCAUGUGAUCAUUCAGUCUCUUCUAGUAUGGUAAGUUUCAGUCCUGUUCUGGGAAAUGCAUCUGAAUGAUGGCCACUUCUGCAAUGUUUCGGUGUCUCUGGGACACAGUGUGGAGAUUCGCUGAGUCAGAGAGGGAAAAAAAUUAAGGGACCAUUUUAUUAUUGUGUCUUGAAAAUACAACAUAGAGUCAGAAGUAAAGUUAUCUUUAUUAGAAUUAAUUUUUAUGAAAUAUAAUUGUGUACUUUCUACUAUACUGACUCUUUUUUUAUUUUACAUAUCAGUGUCCUGCGAAUCUGUUGUCAAUAGAACAUGUGGUGAAAUAUUUUAUAUUUUAAGUUUUAGCUUUUAACAAAAAGUUAUUUUAAAUUUUAUGACAAAUGUUUCACUUGUCAUUACCUAAAAUGGUGCGGGAUUCACAAAAUGUUGGAAAUGAUAUGCGUUGAAAAGGACAUUUAAGCUUUGACAUAUUGUUAUAUUUUUCUGUUUUUGCUUUUUAUUAACAUGAUCACUAAUCUAAAUUUUAACAAUAAAAUCUGUCUAACACAAGAGACCUUCAAUUCUUUUCUGUAUGCUCAGCUGCUGGACCGGACAAGUUAAAAUAAAUAAAUAAAAUAAACAGCAUUUUAGUGAGGGACCACUGUUCACAAUAUCCUGCCAUCACUUAAAUAAAAUUUAGGCUACAUGUUUUGUAUACUUUGCUAUUCUACUGUUUAAUUUAGUGAUGUGACAUUCUGUAUUGAGGCUUCACAGCAUGUCAUGAGUAGAGGAGGGGAAGGGUGUCUCUGCAAUGUGCAUCGUGGCUUGCUUUAUUUAGGGGAGGAUCUGAAAGUGAAGAUAUCCGAAGCCUCGCUGUCUGAUUUAUGAAAUGGUUUUGACAGCAGCAAGAAUCCCUCAGACUUAAAACAAACUCAUUUUUUACAUACUGGGAAAGCUGGACUGACUACAUAAGUCAGAACAAUAUAUAGAGAUGUUAAACCUUGUGUAUACCUGUUGACUUAUUUGUUUUUUUUUUCUUUUUUGUUUCUUUUUAAUUCAUUAACUAGACACAAGGAGGGCACUAAGUGUAAAUAUGAACAAACAAUGUCAAUGUUAACUCUACUUGCUCUAACCUUUUGGUGUUGAGGUCUGCCCUUUUUUCUCUUUUUUUUUUUUUUCCUUUUCUUUGUGUGUGCGUUUUGUUUACAUUGUUAUUGUUCCAAAAUCCAAAUAAAAAUUAAAGUUUAAAAAAAA
Molecule: messenger RNA, 6705 nt
Organism: Oryzias melastigma (Indian medaka)
Lineage: Eukaryota; Metazoa; Chordata; Actinopteri; Beloniformes; Adrianichthyidae
Product: interferon-induced very large GTPase 1-like
Exons: 4
Coding region: 264-5021 (1585 amino acids)
Molecular function (GO): GTP binding
Source: RefSeq, a predicted model, not a curated record